GCGAUGCUACUCGGUGCUGCGAUCCCGGCGAUGGACGCUACUGCUGCUUAUAUACGUCGCAAUGCUGGCAGAGGCUAAGGCAAGCGGCAUCUCAGUUCAAGUCUCUUUCCGACGUUUUCAUCCUCGGCAUCCCGUAUUCGUCACGUGAUAUCGCAUUCCUCACAGCGCGUCGCCGUCUCCCUGCCAGCCACACUUCGCAUUCCUGAAAACGGAGGAAUCAAAUGGACCAUGGGCCCACAGGGAUUUGGACAAUCUCUGUGGAUCUUUCGCCGUUCUCCAUUGCUUCUCCGGUAGUCCUGUUUUCCUCCUCCCAGUUUGCAGUUUGUGCUUUUUCCUUUCAUAAUCCUUCUUAUUUCUCAAUGGAGACGUUGCCAACGCUACCGACGAGUAAGAGAUAUGGGAUGCAUUUUCGAGAGUAUGAUCCUACUCGCGAGAUGCUGAGUACUCCUCGCUAUGUAACGGAUCGUGUGGACGGCGUUCGAAGCAGUCCGCAGCUUGCAUCUCCGUCCUAUUACACAGGUACCCGACCGUCUGUCUACCGAUCUCCAGAAUCAAAAGCGCCCCUGUUUCUGCGCAAAACGCCGCUUCCACCGCUUCCACGGCCGCAGUCUACUGAUCAUUGGGGGUCUGAAGUGGUUGACCAUCGCCACCUGUACCCUCCCUCCCCAGAUUCUCUCGAAAGAGAGAAGAGGAAAGAGAGGGUGCAAGAGGAAGAGAAGCUCAAGCCAAAACCUGGGGGACCUCGCAGCAAGAAAACCAGUGAAACCGUUAUCAAAACGGAGCCUACAGACACGCAAACCCCCUUCGAGAGCGAUGCGUUUGCCGUCUAUAUGCCCACGACGAGGGUGCCCGUGAUGGACCACUCUGUCGGAUUCCGAGAACGUCGUGUUCAGCCUCCAUAUUCACCGACUCGCGCUGGGCCUGGUGGCUCUGUGAUUGACGGGUCGUCCCCUCAUACAGCUUCUUACUUGAGGGGUUCGGCUCACACGGCUUCGCCGGCAUCGAGGGAGCAAGUGGAUGCCGCAUAUCAGACGUAUAAGCGGAAGGCACAGUUGGUGAGGGAGAUGCAUGAGGUUGAGGGGGUGAGAGUGCCGGAGGAGAUUGUAUCGUAUGCUUACAGUCCGAUGACGACGAAGAGGGGGCAAGUGCAGGUGGAGGAGGUGGAAGUGGAGACGCCUGCUGCAGGUGCUUUUCCGGUUAGUCCGCCGCUGAGACAGACCUCGGAGAGGGUUUGGGGGAGGAUGUCUGGAGGGCCGGGUGCUGCUACGAGCACUCCGACGCAUACUGGAAGGGGGGAGUGGAAUUGGGCAGCGGCUGAAUGGUGCGAGAGCUCUAAGCGGCAGCAACCAUGCCCCCACGCCAGUGAAGAGGAAACCUCUAGCUACCCUACGUUUUGGGACGAGUACCGGAAAUACCACAGCAGGGCAGAACAGUAGCAAUAGCAGUCGUUUGAGGACAACCGCUACUGCUACCACGACGACUACGACCGUUCUACCAGACCCUAGAGAUACCGCGUCCGGCGCUUCUAGCGCCUUUUCAGCACCUUCGCCAACACGGGCGCCGCCAGAGCCAAAUGCAAAGUCCAAGCUUGGAGCUACCAUCCGGGUGCGGAUCAAACCUCGAACAACGACGACUACAUCAACACCUCCUCCGGCCGUAGCCACAACUCCCAAUCCUCCACGACAGAUCAGACAGCCCGACCCUGUACAAAAGGAGUCCUGGUGGGGCUUGUAUAAUCGCUC
Westerdykella ornata is the source of this 1742-nucleotide messenger RNA. RefSeq lists its product as uncharacterized. The record is from RefSeq and is a predicted model, not a curated record. The coding region runs from base 222 to 1436 and encodes 404 amino acids. Lineage: Eukaryota; Fungi; Ascomycota; Dothideomycetes; Pleosporales; Sporormiaceae. The transcript has a single exon.